Acomys russatus (golden spiny mouse) is the source of this 1144-nucleotide messenger RNA. It is a transcript of the gene Taf7, whose product is annotated as TATA-box binding protein associated factor 7. Gene Ontology annotation, biological process: RNA polymerase II preinitiation complex assembly; regulation of transcription by RNA polymerase II; transcription initiation at RNA polymerase II promoter. Gene Ontology annotation, cellular component: transcription factor TFIID complex. Gene Ontology annotation, molecular function: RNA polymerase II general transcription initiation factor activity. The record is from RefSeq and is a predicted model, not a curated record. The transcript has a single exon. Lineage: Eukaryota; Metazoa; Chordata; Mammalia; Rodentia; Muridae. Bases 119 to 1144 code for a protein of 341 amino acids.
AAUUAAGAAUUUAAAAUUAUACUUAAUAACAGUCUCCCUUUUAACUGUUGUAGGAGCUGGAAUUUUUUUUUUAGCGCAGCAAGUAUUUAUUGGAGAAGUAACUCACAAGGAAUUAAAGAUGAGUAAGAGCAAAGAUGACGCCCCUCAUGAACUAGAGAGCCAGUUUAUCUUACGAUUGCCCCCAGAAUAUGCCGCUACUGUGAGGAGGGCAGUGCAGUCUGGACAUGUCAACCUGAAAGACAGACUGACCAUCGAGUUACACCCUGAUGGGCGCCAUGGAAUUGUCAGAGUGGAUCGAGUUCCAUUGGCCUCAAAACUGGUGGAUUUGCCUUGUGUUAUGGAAAGCUUGAAAACCAUUGAUAAAAAAACCUUUUACAAGACAGCUGAUAUCUGUCAGAUGCUUGUAUCCACAGUAGAUGGUGACCUAUACCCUCCCGUAGAGGAACCGGUUGCCACGGCUGACCCCAAGGCAAGCAAGAAAAAAGAUAAGGACAAAGAGAAAAAGUUUGUUUGGAACCAUGGAAUCACUCUACCUCUAAAGAAUGUCAGAAAGAGAAGGUUCCGGAAGACAGCAAAGAAGAAAUAUAUUGAAUCUCCAGAUGUGGAGAAAGAAGUAAAGCGCUUGCUGAGUACAGAUGCAGAAGCAGUCAGUACUCGUUGGGAGAUAAUUGCUGAAGAUGAAACAAAGGAGACAGAAAAUCAAGGCCUUGAUGUCUCCUCUCCAGGAAUGUCUGGCCACCGGCAGGGCCAUGACUCAUUGGAACACGACGAGCUUCGGGAGAUAUUCAAUGACCUCAGCAGCAGUAGCGAGGACGAAGAAGAUGUAAACAUCAUCGACACUGAGGAAGAUCUGGAGAGACAGCUGCAAGACAAGCUGAAUGAAUCCGACGAACAGCACCAGGAAAACGAAGGAACCAAUCAGUUGGUUAUGGGAAUUCAGAAACAGAUUGAUAACAUCAAAGGCAAGCUCCAAGAGACCCAAGACAGGGCAAAGCGCCAGGAGGAUCUCAUCAUGAAAGUAGAAAACCUGGCUCUCAAGAACAGGUUUCAAGCUGUUCUGGAUGAACUCAAACAAAAGGAAGACCGGGAAAAGGAGCAGCUUAGCUCUUUGCAAGAAGAGCUGGAGUCACUUCUAGAGAAGUGA